CACCCACGUGUGCCGUGCCGGUACAGCCUCAAUAGGUGCUCGCUAACAGCGCUUGCCGAACAGCCCUUGCUCCAAUGGUCUGUAAAGGCUGUACGGGGGAUCUUCGUCUUUGGUGGGUGUAUGCAAGGACCGUAUGUGUGUGCUGCAUGGACUCUGACCCUUACGUCAGGAUGAGAUCUCCAACCAGUCAUCCCAAGGCGACAAGAGUCGUAACCCCCCCCACCCUGCGCACAGCACGUGGGUGUUUGAGGAUGAAUCCGGAGGGGUAAAGCGGCCGUUUCUGUUUCUGUCCACCGCCACUGCUGAGCUCAACAGGGAAGUGAACUGCAUUGUACAUUCGACUGUGUUGGCCAAUUGCGCAACGGGGAGACGGCGAGACGAAAUCAACAAUGGAACCGUUCGAGACGAACCGGACCUGCAAGUCCAGCAUAAACAUGGCUUGGUUCAUGCAUUUCUCCCUCAUCCCUGCGAUCGUCGUCAUCAUCCUGCUGUCGUUCCUGCAGCGCCGCGUCCGCGGGCACGAACUGGACGAGCGGUUCCCCCUCAACCGCCGCUUCGGCAUUGUGGUGCCCGUGUACCUGGUGGGCAACCAGAGCAACCGCUGGUCGUACGGCAUCGCGUUCGGAGCGACCACCAGCACGGUGUUGUCGCUCUUCACCAACGAGUUCUCCAACUACUUCGACUUCGUCGCUCCGUCGUGGGCAAAAGCUCUGGUUUAUCUGCUGGCCGCCCUGGAAGUCGGCGUAGAUGUUUACCCGUUCUUCGCCUGCCUUGGGACCGAGUACAAAAUCCUGGGCUCAGUCCUCGGCUUCCUAUACUCGGUGUCAUGGCUGACCGUGAAUUUGAUUGACGUUUGUCAAUGCUCAUUCGAUCCGGACCACGUGUUUGUGGUUCUGACCAAGACGCCGUCGCUCGUGUGCCAGCUCUUCCUCUCGCUCAAGUUCAUCCACAUGUUCUUCCGAGCGCUGAUGAUCGCCCUCGGGCGAUCCAAACCGGAGGAAACAGAAUUGAUUCUGAAAUCACACCAUGCAGCCUACAUCAAAACCCUCUUCUUGAAAACCGAUCCGGAGGAGGAGGAAGAGGCCGUGAAACGGAAGUCGUGCUUUCGACGCAAGUGCUACGACUGGGACCCCCAUUUUAAGUUUCCAGCCCGAAUGAUCGCGACGGCCGUGUUGGGAGUCAUCUGCCUCUACUCCAUCGUGUUGAUCGACAUCCAGCUGACGAUGCUGGUGUCCCGAGAGGUGGCGGAGUUCGAGGUGUCGCUGGACGAGCUGGUGAACGCGGACGACCUUCCCUCCGGCACCAACAGCAGCGUCAGCCAGUUCGUCGAGUUCAUGGGCGUCGCGCAAAUCGCGUGGAGCAUCUCCACUUACACGGCGGCAGCAACCUCCGUCGCGUACAUUUUCCACAUUCUGGUGUGCUACAGGAAACACAUCAAACGCCUGUGGAGGGGUGACCGAAGUUUCCUUCCACGGAAGCAACCGAAGGCCGGCCCUAUGAUAGCUGCAGGCGUUAGGUAUACGGGCUGGCAGAUUGCAUACCUGCUGUGGGGGUAUCUGGUUCUUCACGGGGUGCAGUUCCUGCUGAUGCUGUUGAUUGCCUACGGCUUCGUGCUGCCCAUAAUGAGCGGCAGAGGCCUGCAGAUGCUGCAGGGAUUAGGAAUAUCCUUACUGAGCAUUUUCCUCGUCAUCGGAGUCAUCGUGGUUCAAGUGAUCAUCUCGGACGUGUGCUUCCUGCAGCCCAAGAUCAACGCAGAGGACUCCUCUCGCCCCCUGGCCCUCAACAACAUUCGCGCCUUUCUCAACUUCAGCUACUUCUUCUUCUUCUACGACGUCAUGCUGGGCAUGGGCGCCUGCAUCGUGCGCCUGCUCUUCGGCGCGACCAUCGGCGCCUGCCUCGUCGCCCGCAUCGACCGCACGAUCAUGCCGCGCGGCUACGAGGUCGUCGACAUGGGGUACUCCACGUGGAUCGGCAUGCUGCACAUGGACCUGUACCACUCGCACCCGGUCCUGCUGGCAUUCUGCACGUUGCUGUUGGACGGCUGCCACUGCUCCACGGGAACGCUGCCCAACGGAGGUAAACGCCGUCCGUUACGGCUCCGGAGCCUUUCACGAGGUUUGCGGUUGGGUAAUCGCGCGCAGAUUUCACUCAAGCUAUGUAUGUUUUGUUGAGCUUUGUUCGCACCGUACAUAGCCAACCGUGCUAAUCGUAGGUGCGGGGAAAGGACAACAAUCUAAAACUAUUAUAAAACUAUAGACUAUUUUUAUUUGACCAGGUAAGCUAUAUAGCUCUUUUUCAGAAGCUGUGUGUGUGUAUAUUCACCAUAACAAGAUGCGCUGUAUGUAGUUACAAUACUUAACCAAGACAAAUAUCCUCCAUAUAGCUUUAACAGGCUGUUAGCGAGCACCUAUGAAGGCCGGCACAGGACACGAGAGGGAGGGUGGCCAGCACUACGCCUGGCCGCCUUUGUCCCCCCAGUGGCGAUGUUUACACACCGCACCAGGUACUCAUUUGAAGUCAAGUCGACUUAAGCGACGCCCUGGACCGGUUCUUAUAUUCGUUACCAAUGUUGGCCGUGACCAGAAAUCAAACUCGGGCCGUUGGGUUCGUAGCGUAGCGCGGUAACCGCUACA
Molecule: messenger RNA, 2633 nt
Organism: Petromyzon marinus (sea lamprey)
Lineage: Eukaryota; Metazoa; Chordata; Hyperoartia; Petromyzontiformes; Petromyzontidae
Product: stimulated by retinoic acid gene 6 protein-like
Biological process (GO): vitamin A import into cell
Cellular component (GO): plasma membrane
Molecular function (GO): signaling receptor activity; retinol transmembrane transporter activity
Source: RefSeq, a predicted model, not a curated record